UUAAAUCAUCGGAUAGUAUUAGCACCGAUGACCCGUCUACGAAAUACCGAAGAUGGCAUUCCGUUAGCUCACUGUGUGGAAUACUAUAAGCAACGUACUACAAAGAAUGGUUUAUUGAUUUCUGAAGCCACUAUGAUUUCUCCUGACAGUGACGGUUACUCUUUUGCGCCUGGUCUUUAUAAUGACGCUCAAAUCGAUGGCUGGAAAAGUGUUGUAAAUGCAGUGCAUGGAAAAGGUGGUAUCAUAUUCAAUCAACUUUGGCAUAUUGGGCGCGCUGGAGCCACAAACCCUAUAUCAGCGUCGGCUAUACCUAUUCGAGGGACUAAUAUGCUUGGUGGAGAACAUUUAAUUCCAAUUCACUUUUCAGGCGUAGAAAUACACGCUGCCAACGGUUACCUUAUAGAUCAAUUUAUUAAUAGCUCCAGCAAUGUUCGAACAGAUGAAUAUGGUGGAUCGAUUGAAAACCGUGCUCGUUUCGCUCUGGAGGUUAUCGAUGCUGUUGUCGAAGCAGUUGGUGCCAAAAAUGUCGCCAUACGUUUAUCUCCAUGGUCUGAGUUUCUGGAUGUCAGAGAUGCCACACCUGUAGCUACAUGGUCUUACAUUACUCAAAAAUUGCAACAGAUCCAUCCUGAUUUGGCUUAUAUUCACUUCAUCGAAGCUAGAAUGUCCGGAUUAAGUGAUGUCGACGUAGAACCUGAAGAAUCGUUAAAUCCAUUUCGUGAUAUAUGGAAAGGACCUUUCAUAAAUUGUGGUGGAUAUAAUCGGAAUAAAGCUAUUCAAACAUGCGAGCAAAGGGAAAAUAGCUUAGUAGCAUUUGGCCGCGUCUUUAUAGCGAAUCCUGAUUUGGUGGAACGUUUGCGACAUGAUCUACCUAUGAACAAAUAUAACCGGCCUACCUUCUAUACUCAAGGAACAGACGGGUACAUUGAUUACCCAUUUUACUCCGAUACUGAGGCUUAUUAACAUCAGUAGAGUGCAAUUUUUACUUCUACCAAUGCGAAUAGGACACGUUAGAAAUAAAGCAAAAGG
Messenger RNA from Bradysia coprophila, 1029 nucleotides. RefSeq lists its product as uncharacterized. Gene Ontology annotation, molecular function: FMN binding; oxidoreductase activity. Lineage: Eukaryota; Metazoa; Arthropoda; Insecta; Diptera; Sciaridae. The record is from RefSeq and is a predicted model, not a curated record.